AUGGCAGACGAAGGUGAGCAUAGCCGAAGUCCAGAUCAGUGUGCUCAAGCCGGACUAUGGGAAGUCGAACCACUCUACUACAGUAUACCUGGUCGAUCUGAUCGAAGCCGUCGAGGCAAGUACUUGAGAGUUUUAAUAGCUCUGCUUGACACUGGUGGAUUUGACAGCGAACGAAUGCGCUUAAUUCAGGCGUAUCGUAAACGAGCAGAUGGUGAGAUAUGUUGUUUCGAAGCACAUGAUGGAAUCAUUUACAAGCCCGGUGACAGUGUUUAUAUCGAGGCUACACCUUCAGACCCUUACAUCAUUGGGUCAAUUACUAUGUUCAAAAUGACGAAGCGGGAUAUGUUGUCUGUGAAAGUCACACGGUUUUUUCGACCGGAAGAUGUGCCAGAGGUUUCACUGAGUCUCAUUUUGCAAGAGCGAAUGGAAAUGGAUUUUCCCGAAGAGCCUAGUCCAGAGAUACUUUCACGUGAGCUGUUCACGUCCGAUAUCACUGCCUUCCAUUCUAUUUCCAGUUUACGGGGAAAGUGUAAAAUAGCCUUCGUGAAGGACAUACGAAGUCUUGGCGAUUGUGAUCUCAGCAGAGAGAAUACGUUCUUCUCUUGUUUAUCGUUCAAUCAGGAAUCAUCAAGGCUGGCGUCUGUGCAAGGAGAAAUCCGCGUCGGUGCCUCAUAUCAGGCAAAGCUCCCUGCUGAGGCGUCCUGCUCGGUGGCGGACGAUGCCGAUCGUGAUGAACUGCUGUAUCGGCCAGGAAUGAUAGACCCAUGCACCGAGGACAAAACACCGACAUACUCGUUUCAGGUGAGCGAUCUGUUAUUUGACGAUGCGCUGACUACAUUGCAUCGUUGUGGCUACAGGUUCGAUGAAGCACUUAAGGAAAUGAACGCGAAUGAUAAGUUGCUAUCGGCCGACGCCAAUUUCAUGACAGUCGAGGACACAAAAAAGUUCAGUAAAGGAAUUAAGACUAUCGGAAAGAACUUUGUGCGAAUUAGCCGCGAGCUGCUUCCAUUGCACAGCAGGGAUCAACUGGUUGGUUUUUACUAUCUCUGGAAGAAGACGUCAGAUGCCGUAAAGCCAAAGCCACUAUCUCGGCAACGGAAUCAAGUGACAUCAAUCAAAAGGACGGCCAAGGGCUCACAAAACAAGACGUCUCGACCUGCAUCAACGGAAUUGUUGGAUUACGCGUCAGCAAGUGAAAGUGAGAUGGAAGCGCUUGACGCAGAAAAGGCAACUCAGUACGCUUGUCAUCACUGUUACGGUUCAAAGAGUCGAGACUGGCAUCAUGCGGGCCGAGAUGGCUUACUGCUUUGCUCUGACUGUCGCCUUUUUUACAAAAAAUAUGGUCAAUUAAGACCAGUCGAUCGACCGUCCACAGUUCCUCCAUGCUUAUUCAAGCGUAGUCCAUCUAGCGUUGACGCCGAAGAAGAGAGCGGAGUAAAAACAAGGGCUGGAAAGAAAGAACGCCGAAGGUUUGUUGUUUCUGGUUUUCGCUCCUAG
Molecule: messenger RNA, 1497 nt
Organism: Angiostrongylus costaricensis
Lineage: Eukaryota; Metazoa; Nematoda; Chromadorea; Rhabditida; Metastrongylidae
Source: the annotation of a GenBank genome assembly